UCUUCAUGAUGUCUGUGUUUCCUCUAUCAGUCAUGGCUUCCUCCAGCAGUCUCCUGUCUGAAGAUCAGCUCCAGUGCUCUAUCUGUCUGGAUGUGUUCACUGAUCCGGUCUCUACUCCAUGUGGACACAACUUCUGCAUGGUCUGUCUCAGAAAGUGCUGGAACAGCAGCUCACACUGCCAGUGUCCUGUGUGUAAGGAGGAGUUCUCCAGAAGACCUGAGCUUCGUGUGAACACCUUCAUCUCUGGACUGGCUGCUCAGUUCAAGAAGUCGCUUCAGGUGAAAUCCAGCAGAUCUUCAGAGAAACCUCCCUCCAAGCCUAAGAAGAUUCUGUGUGAUUCCUGCACUGAGAAAAAGAUGGAGGCUCUGAAGUCCUGUCUGGACUGUGGAGUAUCUUACUGCAGCGAUCAUCUGACCCUCCAUAAAACUACACCUAAACUCAAGAAGCACAAGCUGAUGGACCCUGUGGAGAACCUGGAGGACUACAUCUGCCAGAAACAUGAGAGACCCCUGGAGCUGUUCUGUAGAGACGACCAGACGUGUGUGUGUCAGUUCUGCACUGAGGGAGACCACCGGACUCACAGCACUGUUCCUAUAGAGGAGGAGAGUGGAGAGAAGAAGACUCAGCUGGGGAAGACACAGGCAGAUGUUCAGCAGAUGAUCCAGGACCGAAUGAAGAAGAUUGAGGAGAUCAAUCACUCUGUAGAUCUCAAUAAAAAAAACACAGAGAAGGAGAAAGCAGACAGUGUGGAAGUCUUCAAGGCUCUGGUGCGCUGCAUUAAGAGAAGCCAGGCUGAGCUGCUGGAGGUGAUGGAGGAGAAGCAGAAAGCAGCAGAGAGGCAGGCUGAAGAGCUGAUUAAAGAGCUGGAGCAGGAAAUCACUGAGCUAAAGAGGAGAGACACUGAGCUGGAGCAGAUCUCCCACACUGAGGACCACCUCCACCUCCUACAGAUUUACCCGUCCCUCUGCAGACCCCCACACACCAAGAACUGGACUGACGUCAGUGUUAACACUCCUCUGAGGGUGGAGACUCUGAGGAAAGCUCUGUCUCAGCUUCAGGAAGCCCUCAGUGAGGAGAUGGAGAAGCUUCCUGAGAUCAAACUGAAGAGAAUUCAACAAUAUGCAGUGGAUGUGACUCUGGAUCCUGAUACAGCUCAUCCUGCUCUCAUCCUGUCUGAUGAUGGGAAACAGGUGAAACAUGGAGACAUCCGACAGAACGUUCCUGAUUCUCCACAGAGGUUUGACGAGUGUCUCUGUGUUCUGGGAAAGGAGGGAUUCUCCUCAGGGAGGUUUUACUAUGAGGUUCAGGUCAGAGGAAAGAGUAGGUGGAGUUUAGGAGUGAUCAGAGAGUCUAGCAACAGGAAGGGGCUGAUUACAGUCAGUCCUGAGAAUGGACUCUGGUCUAUAGUUCUGAGGAAUGAAACUGAAUAUAAAGCCUGGGAGUCUCCUCCUGUCCUCCUCUCCUUAAAUCAGGUUCUCCAGAAGGUGGGGGUGUUUGUGGAUUAUGAGGAGGGUCUGGUCUCCUUCUAUGAUGUUGAGGUCAGAUCUCAUAUCUACUCUUUCACUGGUCAGUCUUUCACUGAGAAAAUCUAUCCAUUCUUCAGUCCCGGUAACAAUGAAGGAGGUAAAAACUCAGCUCCACUGAUCAUCACUCCUGUUCAUCAUCAUAAAUGAGCUUCUUUUACCCCAAAAAUAAUAUUUUCUUUAAUAUUUUAGACAGUAAAUUUGAGUAAAAUAUAAAUGGGUGGGUUAAACGAUGCAUGAUUUUACAGUAAUCAAGUAAAAAUAUUAAUUAGGGUGUUUUUUCCUCAAUAAAUCUUCUGUUAGUGAUGUAAAAUAGAUUUAUGUUUUAUUUAGAUUUUUUUUGUGAGGUAAACAGAAUGCAGAAUGUCCUGUGGUGUGACGUAAUAUGAAUGAAUUAUGAAAUAUAAACCCUUAUAUAGGAUAAAUCAGUAAUAUCUGAACUGUUUAUAAUGGCUUUAAUCAUGUUUACAUACCAGUAUGUAGGAUCAGACUCCUACAAUAAUUAUCACAGGACAUUUUUAAGGCUUUGUGAUGAAAAUUAUCAGGUUUUUAAACAGGCAGUUUGAUGGUUGAAAGUUUAAAUAUAUAUUUACUCAGUUACCAAAAUGUGCAGGGUUAAUUACAUGAACUUGUUUUUUUAUUUUACUGUAAUGUAAUGUCACACCGCAGGACAGUUUAUGUACAAGGUUGUGAGAAAAGCUUAUAAAAUGGUAGAAAAAGAGAAAUAAUGUCUGAAGAAAACGAGCAGAUCAGGAUAGUUUAAACUCUGAACUGCAGAAUUUCCUAAAAUGAGUUAAAAUAUGAAAAUAUAAAAGUAGUUUAUUUUAUAAAUAUCUGUUUCAGCUCCAUUCAUCAAAUACCCAAAUCCAGUGAAUGAAUGAAGAAUGUAAAAAUGUAAUAAAUGAAGAUUAAAUCAGGAUCUUUGAUCCAGUUUCUCUGUGUUAAAGAGGCUCAUCUCUAAAUCCUCUUUUUAGCAUCAUUUAUGAAAAGUGAUGUUUAGUCUGUACUGUAAUCUGUACACAGUUAAUCAGACAGCAGGUAAAGCUACCUGUACCUGUUUCACUGUGUUCUGUCUUGUGCUGCAGAGCCAGUUUCAUCCUAUUUACUGUCCUGAAUAAACUCUAAUAAAGAUCUGCUUUCAUGAAGCUCUUUUUCUAUCA
Messenger RNA from Astyanax mexicanus (Mexican tetra), 2683 nucleotides. RefSeq names its product zinc finger protein RFP-like. The coding region runs from base 6 to 1673 and encodes 555 amino acids. Gene Ontology annotation, molecular function: zinc ion binding; protein binding. The transcript has 6 exons. The record is from RefSeq and is a predicted model, not a curated record. Lineage: Eukaryota; Metazoa; Chordata; Actinopteri; Characiformes; Acestrorhamphidae.